AUGGACGGGAGCUUCCAAGCACCCCAUGGCACCUCAGCGGGCCUCUCUGGAGGGCCCCCUCCUCUACCGGGGGGCCCUCCACCCGUAGGAGGUCUCCCCACUGGCGGUUUUCAAGCGGCUUCCAACGCUGGGGGAUCCCUACCUCCUCUGCUGCCUGGCUUGCCGUACCCACCUCAGGCCCUGUUGGGUGGCGGGGGGGGCACAGGGCUAGCUCCGCCCGUAUUGGGUGCCCCCCCUGCAGUAGCUCCUGGGUCAGCAGGUAAUGGGGAAGACGGCGGUGCUCCCUCUGGGGGGGCUCCGUCGUGGACUUUAGAGGGUCGGGGUCGUGCGGAGGGUGCCCCGCGGCAAAGCUCAACGGGGGGCCGCAAUCUGUACAUCCAUAACGUUUCCAAGGAGGCAAGAGAGGCAGACGUGAGGGCCUUUUUUUCGCAAUGCGGAGAGGUCGAAAGUGUCGCCCUCAGGGUCAACCAAAGGGUGGGGCCCAAUGCCGUUUACGCCUUUGUUCUCUACAAAAACGCAGAGGAUGCCAGACGCUGUUUUGAAACACUCAACGGAAAAACCUUUAUGGGCCGCUGUGUCCGCGUAGAGUACCAACGGGGACGCGCCGGGGGCCGAAACGGCGGAGCAGAUGAUGCAGGCUCGGAGGCGGGCAGCGAACUUCAUGCCGCUGCUGCGGGGAGCAGCAGCAACAGCAGCAGGCGGCCCAACAGGGGUAAACAGCACACAGAAAGAGGCGGAAACCGGAGCGACAGAGACUGGGACAGAAGGGGCAGGCAGCCCAUGAGGCCGGUGGACGACGAGCGGCGGGAUGGGGAUCCGCGGAUAAGGGACUGGGGACACGACGAGGACGCGAUGUAUCGCAGGGACGUCCACAAUGGUCUCAUGCUUCCGCCGCAGCCACAGCCACCGCCCCAGCAGCAGCAGCAGCAGCCUCCAGAGCAACUGCAGCAGCAGCUAGAGGUUCCGGUAGCUCGCGAGCCGCUUUUGUUGUUCCCUCUGCUGCAGCAGCACCGGGCACGGCAGGGCUUUCCCUUUCCUAAGGAUUUUUCUUCUUCCCCUGCUGCUGCUCCUGGUGCGGCUUCGGGCCUCCCUGCCGCCGCAACAGGGGCCGGGUCUGCAGGGACUCCGUGUGGCGCGGGCUCGCAGUGGAGGUGGACUUUGGGGCGCAAUGACAGAAAGAAAGUUGCAGUCACAGCCCUUUGUCUACAGGGGGAGGUCCCACUGGAGAUGCAGCAGCUGCAAAGUAUGUUGAACGUAAGCCAUCGCAGCAAGUGUGAGGAGUUAGCCCUUAAACCCAUGGAUGCGGCUGUGUUGCUGCAACCGGCUUCACCCGAGAACGAAGCUUCUUUCAACGAAUAUCUGUCGUACUUCCGAUCCAAAGAACGGGCUGGCGUUGCGUGUUUGCCGGGCGGUGUGUUUUUGUACUUCGUUCCGCCGGGAUUCCAGGUCUUCGACAAAUACAGAUAUCUCUUCCCGCAGCACCUCAGGGCCAGCAACUCAGUAAUGAUUGGACUUCUUGGCCCCUCCCCCCACUCGGGGUCUGCUGCAGGGGCGUCGCAUGCAGCGCCCGAACAGCAACAGCAGCCACAGCAGCAGUGGCAGCAACAGCAGUUGCCGGGAUCUGCGCCGCAGCAAGCGUGGCCGCAGCAGCAACCUUGGCAGCAGCAGCAUCAGCAGCAGCAGCCGUCAUGGCAGCAGCCUCAGCUCCAGCAGGGCUGGGCGCAGCAGCAGCAGACUACGCAAGCUAAACAACAGUUUGGAAUGACUCAGUCCUGGCAACAGCAGCCGCCCCAGCAGCAGCAGCCUCAGCAGUGGUCGCCAGAUCCUCUGCAGCAGCAGCAAGAACAAGUGCCUCCGGUGCAGCAGCAACAGCAAGUACCUCCAAUGCAGCAGCCACAGCAGCCGUGGCAGCAGCAACAGCAGCAGCAGCAGUCUUGGCACCAACAGCCGCCGCAGCAGCAAAGUGGUAGUUCUCCGACCACAAUGCCGGAGCAGCAGCAACAGCAAGAGGGGCCAGCAGGAGGCAUUAGCUGGAUGCAGCAGCUAAGCAACAUGGCCGCCUUCUUAGGAGCGAAAAAGUGA
Eimeria acervulina is the source of this 2082-nucleotide messenger RNA. Its product is annotated as RNA binding motif-containing zinc finger protein, putative. Bases 1 to 2082 code for a protein of 693 amino acids. Gene Ontology annotation, cellular component: precatalytic spliceosome; U12-type spliceosomal complex. NCBI's taxonomy places the organism in Eukaryota, Apicomplexa, Conoidasida, Eucoccidiorida, Eimeriidae. Gene Ontology annotation, molecular function: snRNA binding; mRNA binding. The transcript is spliced from 7 exons. Gene Ontology annotation, biological process: mRNA splicing, via spliceosome. The record is from RefSeq and is a predicted model, not a curated record.